This is a messenger RNA of Rotaria socialis, 1368 nucleotides long. NCBI's taxonomy places the organism in Eukaryota, Metazoa, Rotifera, Eurotatoria, Philodinida, Philodinidae. The record is from the annotation of a GenBank genome assembly.
AUGAUUCGGCAAACAUACAUAGUUUUGACAGUUAUUUUAAUUCUAUUUUCAUUAACAACGGCAAAUCGGUGCCCAUGUGAGUUAGUUGUUAAUGAAAAUCCAACAAUACCAAAUACAGAUUUAUCACCGAUAAGUUCAUUUAUGAAUGAUAAUAGCACGGAAGAUUAUAUUGUACAAAUUGCUGAUAGUAUUCCAUCGACAAAUAAAUAUCAAAAAAUGGCAAAUUUAUAUCCAUUAAUUCGUCAAAGAAAAAGUUUAUCAACAACUCGUAGACGGUUCAAACGUCCGAGUUGGGCUACCAUUGGAAAACGAUCAUUCAUGCUAAUUAGAAAACGACCAUCAUGGGCUCAAAUCGAAAGUGGUACUUAUUAUGUUCCAACAGAUGGUCCACAUCAAAACUAUGUUGACUAUAUUCGAACAUUGCCAUUAAAUCCAUUACCAGAAGUUUAUGGUUUUCAUUCCAAUGCUGAUAUUACAAAAGAUCAACAAGAAACACAAACACUUUUUGACAGUAUUCUUCUAACAUUACCAAAACAAACAACAGGGGGUGAGGGACGAACACCAUCUGUUGUUAUGGACGAAUUAGCAGCUGAUAUUCUCAGUAAACUACCAGCUGAUUUUGAUACAGAAGCUAUUGGUAAAAAAUAUCCUGUUCUUUACAAUGAAUCAAUGAAUACCGUAUUGCGACAAGAAAUAAUUCGUUAUAACCGUUUAACAUCUGAAGUUCGCAAGACUUUAGCUGAUUUACGUAAAGCAAUUAAAGGUCUAGUAUUAAUGUCAUCUGAACUUGAAGAAGUAUUUAAUGCAAUGUUUAUUGGCAAAGUUCCAAAUGCAUGGGCAGCUAAAUCGUAUCCAUCAUUAAAACCAUUAGGAAGUUAUUUAAAUGAUUUGAUGGCUCGAUUGAAAUUUUUACAAAAUUGGAUUCAAAAUGGACCACCGUUUGUAUUCUGGAUAAGUGGAUUCUUUUUUACGCAAUCGUUUUUAACCGGUGUUCUUCAAAACUAUGCUCGAAAAUAUACGAUUCCAAUUGAUAAACUAGCUUUUGAAUUUGAUGUACUUCAAGAAGAUAAUGAUAUGCCUAAUAAACCAGAUGAUGGCGCUUAUAUAAAAGGUCUUUUCCUUGAAGGCGCUCGUUGGAAUAAAACAACUCGUGUUAUUGAUGAAUCUCUACCGAAAGUUUUAUUUGAUGCUUUACCUAUAAUCUGGUUAAGACCGGGUAUAACAGAAAAUUUUGCAACAGUUAAUACAUAUUCGUGUCCUGUGUAUAAGACAAGUGCUAGACGUGGUGUACUUAGUACAACAGGUCAUUCAACGAAUUUCGUACUCCUAAUUGAACUUCCAUCGAUAAAACAAAACGACAUUGGAUAA